CAACAAAAGCAAUCAUGCCGCCGUCGCCCGACGUCUCCGACGCGCCAGAACCCAAGCGCCAGAAGCGUACCUACAGAGCAUGCUACCCGUGCCGAGCGCGCAAACUGAAAUGCAACUUUGGCGACCCCGACAAGCCGUCGAGUGGGCCAUGUGCACGCUGCAUCCGCGAAUCGCGCGAGUGUGUGCGCUCCAUGCCCGCUGUUGUACGAUAUGCCGUUCCCAGUAACGCCGUCGAGCUCGAGCCGAGCGGAGGGCCGUCGUACCGCCGGGGCGGGGCAUCGCACCAUUCCCCACCGCCAGCAUCCCCUUACCACCCCUCCGACGUCGAGCGGGGCUACUCGCGUGCUGCAUCGCCCACCUCGCUAUACUUUCGCCCACGGGAGGCACCCCCGUCCCCUGCACCGGUCACGGCUGAUGAUGACGACUUUAACGAGGACACGGACGCGGCGCUGGUGUCGUCGCACCUCCAGAAUCCCAAUGACGCGCUUCGGUUACUCGCGAGUGCCAGUUCGCUGCGGUAUACUGCCCCCAAGGCGCCAGAACCCUCACCCAGCGCCAUCCAGGAUGUGUGGUCUCCCACUGCGUCGCCCUGGAUGCAGUGGGAGCCGGUGCUCGACGGCGCAUUGACCGAGCAAGAGUCACGGGCGCUGCUCAACUUUUUUGUGCUCCGCAUGUCGCCCCUAUACCCGCUGGUGCAUCCACACGUGUUUGAUUCGUCGUACCUCGACACCUUGGUUCAGGACGAAGGGCUACUGCUCGGCGCGAUCAUCGCGAUCGCGGCCCGGUACUCAGACGUCCUCACCAAAGGGCGAGCUCACCGGAUUCACGCCGACGUCUCUCAAUGGGUCAGGAGCGAGAUUUCUCGGCUGAUGGACGGCGACUUGACACUCAGGACAGUUAGCACGGUUGAAGCGCUGCUGCUCUUAUCCGAAUGGCCCAUGCUCACCGACUUUUCGCGGCGUCGCAAGGCUGCUUCCGAGCCAGACUCUGAAGAGGCUCGGCUGCUCCAGCCGAGCCAGCAGUACGACGCGUACUGCUGGACCAGUAUCGGCUCUGCGGUCAGACUAUCCCAAGAGCUGGACCUCAAGGCGGCAGUCUUCAAGCCGUCAGACAAACGCGGCGCGGAGGACUGGCAGCAGGACCGAGUCAUCAAGACGUGGAUCUAUUGCCUGAACGCCGAGCAGCACAUUGCCAGCCGUCUGGGCCGUAGCGCCGUGAUGCAACCCAGCAUGACCUCGCGCUGGUGGGAGUCGCUAGCGGUGCGGUUCGAAUCGGUCGUCCCCACCGACCGCUGGGGCUCUGAAGUCUUUGCAUUUGGCAACAACGCACAUAUCAUGGGCGCGAUCCAGCAGCACCUGUACUGGAGCAAGGAGAUCACGAACACACUCCUCCAGACGGGUGACUGGGAGGCAUUCCUUCGCAGCCUGCACCUCGACAUGCGGUACAUCCGCGACAAGUGCACACAUAUCCUCAAAAUGCACACAAUCGCGUCCGACUUGCUUAGCCUCGAGUUCCACUACGUCGUGCUGUACUCCAACUCGCUCGCGCUCCGCUCGUACCAGCAGCGUCGGCGACGCGCACUGGCGCGCAAAGACCCAGCAUGGGAGACGCCCUUCCUCCUCAACGCGGUCGAGGGGCCGUGGGUCUACGAGGCGCUCUCCGCGGCGCGCCAGAUCCUCGACAUCACCCUCAACGUGCUCGAGAAGCAGGGCAAGCUCCGUACUUGCCCGUCCCGGAUCUUCCAGCACAUCCUGUUCGCCACGACCUUCCUGUACAAGGCCCUCGCCGUUGGGGUCGUCCAGCACGGCAUGACGACGGUGAUCAGCUUGCUAGAUCGCACCGUCUCGGCGCUGCAGCGCGCCGCCAUUGACGACCAGCACUUUAUCGCCGGAUUUGCGGUGCUGCUGAGUCGCCUGGGAAGGCGGUGGAAGCUGCCACAAGGUGGUGCCCGGGAAGAGGCUGGGGCGCCAGACAGCGUGCUCUCCGAGCGCGAUGCAACCCGCCGUGCCCGGGCAGACGAACCGGUCGAUACCCAACCGGCGCCCCCUCCCGCUAUUCCAACACAGCCCGACCCAAGCCCCUUUACGAAUGUGGCAUUCAGUCCAAGCGAUCUCCAGGUGCCCCGCGGCCAGCAGUGGGACUUGCCGAUCGCGGAUCACCUGUUCGUCGACGUCGAGCAGCAGGAUGUGCUGUUCCAGCCCAUUUGGGAUGCACAGGCUGCCACGACCGUGUCGACGACGUCGGGCCUGUAUGCUACCCUCCUGGGCGACAUCUUGAAUCUCGAGGGGCCAUGAGGGCGCGGGCUAGCUUUAGCUGAUGGCGCUGAUGUGAGGACCAUAGUUGUUGUAGCACGGGAGGACGAGGGUGC
This is a messenger RNA of Vanrija pseudolonga, 2368 nucleotides long. RefSeq names its product Transcriptional activator ARO80. Bases 15 to 2294 code for a protein of 759 amino acids. Gene Ontology annotation, molecular function: DNA binding; DNA-binding transcription factor activity, RNA polymerase II-specific; zinc ion binding. The transcript has 8 exons. Gene Ontology annotation, cellular component: nucleus. Gene Ontology annotation, biological process: regulation of DNA-templated transcription; DNA-templated transcription. The record is from RefSeq and is a predicted model, not a curated record. Lineage: Eukaryota; Fungi; Basidiomycota; Tremellomycetes; Trichosporonales; Trichosporonaceae.